UGUAGUGGUUUGUUUACUUUUGCAUUUCCAUUCACUUAAAUUCUAAGCUCUGCCAUGUCGGAGGACAACAACUCAGGCAAGGAUUACACAUUAGAGGCAGACUCAGAGCUGCGUUUUGAAAUCGAACAGAAAGAUGCCAAGGUGACAGUGACGCUUGUCAGUGGCUUUGCGGAGCUAUUUGGCACCGAGUUGGUAAAGAAAAAGAAGUACGAGUUCGGCGUCGGCGCUAAAGUGGCCAUAUUUACAUAUCAAGGAUGUGUACUGCAUGCGACUGGCAAAAUGGAUGUGUGUUACAUAUCCAAAGAGACACCAAUGGUGCAGUAUGUGAACUGCCAUGCUGCACUGGAACAGUUUCGCAUGGAGGCCGAGGAGCAAGAUAGGCGUGGUCCAGUGGUUAUGGUUGUUGGACCAAUGGAUGUGGGCAAGAGCACAUUGUGUCGCAUUUUGUUAAACUAUGCAGUGCGUGUGGGCAGACGACCGCUGUACGCUGAUCUUGAUGUGGGCCAAGGAUCCAUAUCUAUACCAGGCAAUAUAGCCACUAUACUUAUCGAGCGACCCGCCAAUAUUGAGGAAGGAUUUGCCAAAACAGCACCAUUAGUUUAUCAUUUUGGGCACAAGUCGCCAAGCGCCAAUAGCGUGCUCUACAAUGCUGUUGUCUCAAAAAUGGCAGAGGUAACGCUGCAAUCGCUGGACGCCAACAAGCGCACGAAAAGCUCUGGUAUUGUUGUCAACACUUGCGGUUGGGUAAAGGGCUCCGGCUAUGCGCAUCUAUUGCAUGCAUCUCGGGCUUACCGCGCACGUGCUAUCUUUGUGCUGGACCAGGAACGUCUAUACAAUGAUCUGCUGCGCGAUGUGUCUUCCAACGUGCACGUGGUGCUGUUGCCCAAAAGCGGUGGCGUGGUGGAACGCACCAAAGAGUUGCGUCAUGAAUCACGCGAGCAGCGCAUUAAGGAAUAUUUCUAUGGCAAUGCACGCACACCGUUUUAUCCGUUCUCGUUUGAAGUCAAGUUUCAGGAUCUGCGUCUCUACAAAAUCGGAGCUCCACCGUUGCCCGACUCAUGCAUGCCCAUUGGCAUGAAGGCAGAGGAUAACAAGAAGAAGGUAGUGGCCGUAACACCCACACAAGCUCUGCUGCAUCACGUACUUACGCUGACGUUUGCGGAGUCCACCGACGAUGAUGUCAUAGGCACAAACGUGGCGGGUUUCUGUUGCGUCACUGAUGUAGACAUGGAGCGUCAAUCUGCAAUGCUGCUCUCCCCACAGCCCCGACCAUUGCCUCCAAAUGCACUACUGUUGUGGUCUGAGCUGCAGUUUAUGGAUAAUCAUGCCUAAUUAAUGUAUAAAUGCUAAUAAAGAUUAUAUAAACAUAAGUUACAUUUUGAAAACUUUUCAUAUUUAUAUUUAUUGUUUAAUACAUUUGUUUACAUA
Molecule: messenger RNA, 1428 nt
Organism: Drosophila busckii
Lineage: Eukaryota; Metazoa; Arthropoda; Insecta; Diptera; Drosophilidae
Gene: cbc
Product: protein CLP1 homolog
Exons: 4
Coding region: 55-1332 (425 amino acids)
Biological process (GO): tRNA splicing, via endonucleolytic cleavage and ligation
Cellular component (GO): nucleus; mRNA cleavage factor complex
Molecular function (GO): polynucleotide 5'-hydroxyl-kinase activity
Source: RefSeq, a predicted model, not a curated record